ACAUUGUGUAUCACCAUGAAGACAGCUGUGGUCCUCCUACUGGUUGCUGCCGCCGUGGCCGACAAACCGAACUCCGAGUUCGCCAUCCUCCGCAGCGAGCAGCACCACCCCAACUCCGAGGGCGCCCACAGCUUCGACUUCGAGACUGAGAACGGCAUCAACUUCCACGUGUCCGGCUCCCAGGGCGCCACCGGCGGCGCCAACAGCAUCGGCGACUGGAGUUACCCGCUGGGUGACGGAUCUAAGGCCGAUUUCAAGUUCGUGGCCAACGAGAACGGCUACCAGCCCGAGUCGUCGCUCCUGCCCGUGGCCCCCGCCUUCCCCCACCCCAUCCCCGACUUCGUCCUCCGGCAGAUCGAGUUCGCCGAGCAGCAGAGGGCAGCCGAGGCUCGAAAGGCUUAAGGCGCUCCUGAAGGACACGAGGCUGUUGACGGACGCGGCGACACUCACAGAAUGACACAAGGCUUGACAGACGCGGCUAAGACCUGUGAACUUGCGAAUCCUUAGGUGGCGAUAUUCACAUUCGAAUCUUCACUUAACUUAUUUAUUUGCUGUUCAGUUGUUAGAGAUGAGUUGACUAGAUCGGCUCAUUUAUUACUGUCCUUUAGAAUAACUUAAUUAUGAAAUAAAGAUAUCUAAUAUA
Messenger RNA from Penaeus chinensis, 643 nucleotides. RefSeq names its product cuticle protein AM/CP1114-like. NCBI's taxonomy places the organism in Eukaryota, Metazoa, Arthropoda, Malacostraca, Decapoda, Penaeidae. The transcript is spliced from 3 exons. Gene Ontology annotation, cellular component: chitin-based extracellular matrix. The record is from RefSeq and is a predicted model, not a curated record. Gene Ontology annotation, molecular function: structural constituent of chitin-based larval cuticle. Bases 16 to 402 code for a protein of 128 amino acids.